Saccharomyces mikatae IFO 1815 is the source of this 654-nucleotide messenger RNA. It is a transcript of the gene PHS1, whose product is annotated as enoyl-CoA hydratase PHS1. Gene Ontology annotation, biological process: very long-chain fatty acid biosynthetic process; fatty acid elongation; sphingolipid biosynthetic process. Gene Ontology annotation, molecular function: 3-hydroxyacyl-CoA dehydratase activity. NCBI's taxonomy places the organism in Eukaryota, Fungi, Ascomycota, Saccharomycetes, Saccharomycetales, Saccharomycetaceae. Gene Ontology annotation, cellular component: endoplasmic reticulum membrane. The coding region runs from base 1 to 654 and encodes 217 amino acids. The transcript has a single exon. The record is from RefSeq and is a predicted model, not a curated record.
AUGUCAAAAAAAACUUCACCUCCAUUAUCCUUUUUGCCUCUCUAUAAUUUGUUUUCUGCUGUUGGUUGGUCCUAUUUGCUCUACCUGGUCAUUUCUCAGUACCCAAAAAUUGGUCAGCCAGCAUUCUUCUACCAAACAAAGAACAUUGCUACCAGUGUUCAAUGCGGUGCUAUUAUCGAGAUUGUGAACUCGUUAUUGGGAAUUGUGCGCUCUCCAUUGCUGACCACUGUUGCUCAAGUGUCGUCAAGAUUACUAGUUGUCCUUGGCAUCUUCCAAUUGUUGCCUAACACAAGUGGUGUUCAAUCAAUCAUUUACAUAACAUUAUUAUUAGCAUGGUCUAUAACUGAGAUCGUCAGGUACCUAUAUUAUUUUUUCACGUUGGUGUUUGAGAAUGGCGCACCAAAGAUCUUAGUUGUAUUGAGAUAUAAUUUAUUCUGGAUUUUGUACCCUACCGGAGUUGCCAGUGAGCUAAUCAUUAUUUACUGUGCUUUAAACGCUGCAGAAGCACAGUAUUCUUUGCUUUACAAGAGACUAUUGGUGACUGCGAUGCUCGCUUAUAUCCCAGGCUUCCCAAUGCUUUUCUUACACAUGGUGGCACAAAGAAAGAAGGUCAUGAAAAGUCUGAGAUCCUCAUUUGGAAAGAAACUAAUUUAA